AGGCCAAAGUUACAUUUCAGCCUUCCUCCCAAGGAUAGAUAGUCCUUGGAGUUAUCUUUCAAUCAAUUCAACCACGACUUCAUAAAAAAUUAUACAAUUCACCCUGCAAAAUAGAGAAUCAUACGAAGAUCAAAGAUCAAAGAUCAAUAUCGAUAUCCAAUCUGCGAGCGCGAAAGCUAUCCAUUAUGCGCCUUUCCCAGGCUUUGGUCCUUGCGGCAUCUGCUCCGUUUGCAAUUGCAUACCCAAAAUUUGCAGCACCAGCAGCUGGAGCGGUAGAAACGGCUGGAACCGCAUUUACUGUUACUUGGGCAGAUAGUGGAGAUGCUCCAUCGAUAGCUGAUAUUUCGACUUAUUCAUUAGCCGUCUGCGCGGGAUCUACUUCUGGUACAGAUAUCAAAGUGAUAACUCCAGUAUCUUCUACCGUUAGCAUGGGCUCAACUCUUACAACUACCGUCACUGUACUAGCGACCAGCGGAGAGUCCGUGACCAAUGCAUAGUGAGUUUUCUGAUGCCAAAGUUUCAAGAAAACUGGGUGCUGAUUAUGAUGCAGUUUCAUGAGAAUGAUAGCGACCGCCAAAGCUGGAGGAACAGUUACUGUUUAUUCGGAUAGAUUUUCAAUUAAUGGCAUGACAGGGACAUUUGGAGCCACAUUCACAAUUACUGGUACUGCUGGUCCUGCCACUGUCAAUACCGUGGCGGAUACCGUGGCAGAUACCACUGCAGCGUCUUCAUCGACAUUGGCGGAGGGGGCUUAUGGUAUCCCAUUCCAAUCACAAACUGGUCUUACCAGAUAUGCUCCAAUGGGUUUAAUGCCUGGUAGCACUAUAACGGCCACUAAUACGGCACCUCAAUACCCAACAUCGUCCGUUCCUCUAGCCACCACGUAUUUGAGCUCUGCAACAAUUCACACGACUUUGACACAAGCUCAAACAGCGUCCUUUGAAAGCCACUCUAAUACGGUAAGUUUCAAACCCCAAUAAUUCUGAGUCGCGCAACUAAUGAAUGAAAGGUUGCUGCUGCAUCGAUGCCUACUGAUGAUAUGGCAAAGUUCUUGGCUAGAUGGAAGGAUUAAAAUACCUGAAGACGAUGGAAGAUGGACAUAAAAGUAUCAAGAAAUAUUUGAAAUGGAGUUUGGCGUCUCCUCGAAUUGAAGUUCGAGGUUUAGUUUAAUUGAAUACCGUGUAUACCCAACGAAUCAAGAAUUUACCCAGUCACGCUUAUCCUUUAGUAGU
Sclerotinia trifoliorum is the source of this 1232-nucleotide messenger RNA. Lineage: Eukaryota; Fungi; Ascomycota; Leotiomycetes; Helotiales; Sclerotiniaceae. The record is from the annotation of a GenBank genome assembly.